Phymastichus coffea is the source of this 6324-nucleotide messenger RNA. RefSeq names its product CD109 antigen (gene Mcr). NCBI's taxonomy places the organism in Eukaryota, Metazoa, Arthropoda, Insecta, Hymenoptera, Eulophidae. The coding region runs from base 242 to 5278 and encodes 1678 amino acids. The record is from RefSeq and is a predicted model, not a curated record. The transcript has 14 exons. Gene Ontology annotation, molecular function: protein binding; endopeptidase inhibitor activity. Gene Ontology annotation, cellular component: extracellular region.
GCUGCAGUUGACCGAGCGAAAGAUAAGUUGGACGCUUUUCGGAAAAGCGCACCUGCACGGCCGUCUGCGUGUGACAAUGUCGGUCUCAAAAAGCUGAAGCUCCUGGCCUGCGGUUCGACUUAGCCUGGUGCUCUGUUUGCCGAUUGAUCGACAGAGCCAGAAAGAGGGAGGGAGAGAGAGAGAGAGAGAGAGAGAGAGAGAGGCAGUGACGCCGACGCAGGCGCAGGUCGCCGCCAGAAAAAUGAGGUGGUCGGUACUUGGAACGACGCUUUUCUUAGCGGUGUCGAGCUGCCUAGGGCAGGACACUUCAACCGCACCUGUACUGCCAUGGGACAACUACAACAAUCCGGAUUAUUUCAACAGGAACCAAAACGACCCCUACGGCAGAAACCAAAAUGACCCUUUCAAAGGUCAAAACGACCCGUUCAGAAAUCAAAAUGAUCUUUUCAAUAGAGGCCAAAAUGACUUCAACAAUAGGGGACAGCCCGAAACAAGCAGAGAGAACUUUGGCUUUAAUUAUCGGCCGAGCGUACUGCAAAGCGAUAGCGCCAUCCUGAAAGAAGCCUCGUACUUCAUCGUGGCAUCGCGGAUGGUACGACCAGGUCAAGUAUACCGCGUGGCAGUGAACAUAUUGAAAAGUGCGUUGCCGAUGAUGGUUCGCGCCUCAAUUCAACGCAAUGGCGUCGAGAUCGCAGCUGCCUUUAAUGAAAUUCGCCAAGGCAUACCUGACAAAUUGAUGAUGAAAAUGCCACCGACUUCGGUACCCGGUAAUUAUCGACUUCGCGUGGAGGGCAAUUACAAUACAUUAACUGGUGGGCAGGCGUUCUACAACGAGACUCAGUUGACUUUUACUCAGAGAUCCAUGACCAUCUUCAUUCAAUGCGACAAGCCCGUUUACAUGCAGGGCCAAACUAUCAGGUUUCGCACGAUACCAAUCAACACCGAAUUAAAAGCGUUCGACGACACGGUCGAAGUACGCAUGCUGGACCCAAACCGUCGUAUAAUGCGUCGUUGGCUGAGUCGUCAAAGUAAUCUGGGUACAGUCUCGCUGUCCUACCAAUUGUCCGACCAACCGGUCUUUGGCGAAUGGAUAAUCGAGGUGAUAGCACAAGGCCAAGUCGAGGAGAAAACAAUACUGGUCGAAGAAUACUAUCAGACGCGUUUCGAGGUGAACGUCACCAUGCCGGCGUUCUUCUUCGACAGUGACAACUACGUGCACGGCGUGGUUAUGGCCAACUACACGUCCGGUGCCCCGGUCCACGGCAAUCUCACUCUCCGAGCGACCGUUCGACCCCUCGACCGAUACCACCAUGAACCCAUCGUCGACAACAACGACUUCAAAGCCAUACCUGACAAGUACUACAACUUCAACGAGUACUACCCAGCCUGGUUCAAUCCGGCCAAUCUAUACUACGAAAACACGCCAGUGCUGAGAUUCUUCAAUGGGACUUACAGGUUUCAGUAUCCGAUGAGCGAGCUGCUUCAGUACGUGCCGAGCAACAGUGACGGUCUCGAGGUGAACAUCACGGCGACGGUCGGCGAGCAUUUUCUCGAAGAAAUAAUCGUUGGCUGGUCGUGCGCUCGCAUCUACAACUCGAGCGUGCGGAUCAACUUCUUCGGUGGUUCGCCUCAAGUCUUCAAGCCGGGGAUGCCGCUGGACUUAAAUCUGGUUGCCUCCUUCCACGAUGGCUCUCCGCUUCGACCCGAGCAGCUGUUCGGAGCUCAGCUCCAGGUGCGAGCUGACAUAGAGAUGAGAAGCACCGGCCGAAGGACACUCGAGAAUCAAGUGCUCAAAGUCUCCGCGGAAAAUCCUGCUAUUUGGUCCAUGAGGGUCGACUUGAGGAACCAAUUGGCUUUGGGUGAAAACCAGCAACGCGUGCAACAGCUGCUCAACGAUGUGGUGUCGAUGCGCUUUUUUGCCGACUUCACGGACGGCGAGAUGCACCAGGCGCAUGCAGAGCUGCUCAUGCUGGCUCACGAGUCACCGAAUCAGAGACACAUCAAAGUCUGGACGUCGACGGAGAAGGCCAAAGUCGGCGAGUACCUAGUACUCCACGUGCAGUCCAAUUUCUACAUAGAGAGCUUCAAUUAUCUCAUCAUGUCCAAGGGCACGAUAUUGCUGACCAGCGACGAGGGAAUGCAGCAGACCAUCAAGACAUUCGCGGUAGCGCUCAGCCCCGAGAUGGCACCGACCGCCACAGUUGUCGUUUGGCACGUUGGCAAUCACGGCGACGUAGUCGCUGAUUCGCUGACGCUUCCCGUGAACGGUAUUUCGCGAAACAAUUUCACCAUCUUCGUAAACAACAAGAAAGCGCGUUCUGGCGAGCAAGUCGAAGUGGCCAUUUACGGCGAACCGGGUGCCUACGUAGCCCUGUCUGGCAUCGAUCGCUCAUUUUACGCAAUGCAAGCUGGCAACGAGCUAACCUACGCCAACGUGCUCGAAAAAAUGUCGUCGUUCGGAGAGCAAACCAACGGCACUCACGUGCACACUUGGCUCUACCACGCCGGCGAUCCAGAUGAAGCCGUCUAUUUCCCGUCGUCCACCUACGGCAUCGACGUCAAUCGGACCUUCGAGUACGUGGGUCUGGUUGUGUUCACCGACGCGAUUAUACAUCGUCGCCCAGAAAUCUGCAAUCGCACGCUCGGCUUCCUCGAGUGCCUCAGCGGCAGAUGUUACAGAGUCGAACAGCAGUGCGACGGUAUCUAUCAGUGCGAGGAUGGUACCGACGAAGCUCGUUGCCCGCGGGUGAACGCCACGGACAUCGCGAACUUCAGAAAAUGGCGUUUCAAUCGUAUUCAGCGUCAAUACGAAAACGUAUGGUUGUGGCGAGAUGUGAACAUCGGUCCCCACGGCCGCUAUAUUUUUAACAUCGACGUGCCCAAAACACCCGUGCACUGGAUGAUCACAGCCUUCGGCAUGAGCCCGUCCAAUGGUUUUGGAAUGCUGCCCACGGCACACGAAUACCUUGCCGUGUUGCCGUUCUACAUGAACGUCGAAAUGCCAGAUCACUGCAGGCAAGGCGAGCAAAUUGGCAUUCGCGUGUCCGUCUUUAACUACAUGCGCUACAAUAUCGAAGCUACUGUCGUACUCAGCGAUUCGAGAGACUACAAAUUCGUGCACGUGGAGGACAACGGUAUCGUACAGUCGUAUAAUCCCAGAACGUCCUUCGGCGAGCAUCAGUUCUUCAUAUGGAUACCAGCUCAAGACGCCGCGAUCGUCUACCUGCCUAUAGUGCCGGUCAGAUUAGGUGACAUCAGUGUGAGCAUUCGCGCGACGACGCUGAUCGGCUCGGAUCACGCAACGAGGACGGUUCACGUCGAAGCCGAUGGUCUACCACAGUACAGGCAUCAGUCGAUACUCUUGGAUUUGAGCAAUCGCGCCUACGUCUUCCAGUACAUGCACGUCAACAUCACGGAGACUCCGAUCAUCCCUUACGAGGAAGAUCGCUACUACAUUUUUGGAUCCAACAAGGCUACCAUCAGUGUGGUUGGCGACGUAGUCGGGCCGAUCUUCCCGACGAUGCCCGUCAACGCGACCAGUCUUAUCGGUCUACCCAUGGACUGCGGCGAACAGACGAUGUUCAGUUUUGCCGCCAACAUGUACACGACGUUGCACAUGCGUCUGAUCAACCAGCGCAACAUCACGCAAGAGAAGGACAGCUUCUACUAUAUGAACAUCGGCUACCAACGCGCCCUGUCGUUCAUGAAUCCGGACGGCUCGUUCUCGUUGUUCCGCAGCGACUGGAACAUAUCGUCGCCGAGCGUUUGGCUGACGGCCUACUGCGUGCGUAUCUUCGAGGAAGCUAGUUUCUACGAGUGGGAGAACUAUCUCUACAUCGAUCCCAAAGUCAUAUCCCAGGCGGUUUCCUGGCUACUCGAUCAUCAGACGCCCGACGGCUCGUUCUCCGAAGUCACCUGGCUGCCCGAUCGCAAGAUGAACAGCUCGUUGAACUACGACGAGGAGAACUAUUUUUACAGGCACAGAAACAUAUCGCUAACUGCGCACGUGCUCAUCACGCUGGAAACCGUGAAGGACCUGUCGGACGGACUGGGCGCCAGAGUGUCCCUCGCCGCCGACAACGCCGUCAAGUGGCUUGAGCAAAACCUCCAACUGCUGGAGUUCAAGGGUCGGCCGUACGAGAUAGCCAUAGUCGCGUACGCGCUGCUGCAAGCCAAAGCUUCCACGGCCGAGAUGGCGUUCAAUUUGUUGCGAGCCCAUCGACGCGAGGAGGGCGGCUUGGUCUACUGGGGCCGCGAGCGCGUCCCAAUACCACCGACCAAGACCGAGAAUCAGAAGCCGUUCUCGCUGCCGCGGCUGCCCUACAAGUACGACUCGGAGAACAUCGAGACCACGGCCUACGCCCUGCUGGUGCACGUCGCUCGCCAAGAAGUCGAGGUCGAUCCGAUCGUCAAGUGGCUCAACACUCAGAGGCUGACCGACGGUGGUUGGGCGUCUACUCAAGACACCGCCUGGGCCAUGAAGGCUCUCAUGGAUUACACGGUCAGGUCGAGGAUCAGGGACGUGAGUCAGCUCACCGUGACCGUCGAGGCAACCGCUCUCGCCGGCAAAAGUCAGACUCUCUACGUCAAUAAUAAGAAUCUCGCGAGGCUGCAGACUCUACAGAUUCCAGAAGCUUGGGGCACGGUGAAAGUCCAGGCGAAGGGCGCGGGCUACGCGAUUUUGCAGAUGCACGUGCAGUACAACGUGGACAUCAAGAGGUUCCAAACGAAGCCGCCAGUGCCCGCCUUCGAUUUGGUGACUUACGCCAACUUCUACGGCAGAAAUCAGUCUCACAUCACGUACCUCAGCUGCUCGAGGUGGACCAACGUCAACGAGUCGGAGAGAUCCGGAAUGGCGGUGCUCGACGUGACGAUUCCCACUGGGUACAUCGUCCAGCAGCAAAAUCUCGACGCUUACGUGCGAGCGCGCCAAGUUAGGAACUUGCAGCGAGCGCGCUUCCAGCCGUCGAAAGUCCUCUUCUAUUUCGAUUACCUCGACCAAGAGGAGACGUGCGUCAAUUUUACCAUUGAGCGAUGGUAUCCAGUCGCCAAUAUGUCUAGGUAUCUUCCCAUUAGAGUUUACGACUAUUACGCGCCUGAACUUUUUAACGAGACGUUGUUCGAUUCGCUGCCAACGUAUGUGCUCAACAUAUGCGAGGUUUGCGGUAGUUCUCAGUGCCCUUACUGCCCCAUUUACAAUGCAGCAAUGACACUAUUAUCGUCGGGCAUUUUCGUCAUAACACUGUCCCUCAUUGCAAUGAUCAACCAAUUUUUAUAAUCCAUCUUAUUUUAUACUAAAUUUUCAAUCUAUUUUACAGAGAACACAUAUCUCUUGUAAGACUUAUGAAAAAUUUGUUACUACCGAGCGCAAAUUAUAAGAAAGCUAUGCAAUUCUUGUUUUAUCUUAAAAGUUGUAUUUGACAAAUUUUAAACGUUGACAGAUAACAGUGUAUAGUCAAUAUUUUGCAGGAAUACUCUACUGUUGAUUAAAAUAUGUUUUCGUUGAUAAUGAUUCACGAGAAGUUUGUUCAUUAGAGAGACAUCAUUUUCGAAAUUCUCUAAAGCUUUUAUCGGGUAUCUUGUCGAAAACUUCGAGAUAAUGCCUAAUCAUGGUGUCUUGUACAAAUAAUACUAGUAGGAUAUAAGAAGCUCAUUGAAAGCUGGUGUACCUUAAGAACAAUUCUUCAACAAACUCAUAUUCCGUCCAUUUUUCCUACAAAAUUUUUACUUGUAGGAAUAAGCGAGAACCUCGAGAAAAAAGAUAUUUUAGCAUUAAUUUUAAGAAUACGUUAUAAAAAUCACAAAUAUUUCAGCUAGAUUGUAAAGUAAAGCAAAGUAUGCCUCCCAAGUAAAUGCAAAAGUUAUUAAAGUUUUGCUAUCCAACAAAGCGCACAAAAGUAGCAAAUAUCGCUAAUACAAACAUGCCUUUUCAUAUGAUCUGCUGUUGAUGACGUGGAAGAUUGUAAAGUUUCUUAACAAAACAUGUCAAGUAUGUACGUUUAAUUUAGAUUACGUUGACAUCGUCGACCAAAGAUCUAUCGUUUUUUAUAGAUAUGAAUUGCAUACAAAAAUGUAUAACAACGUCUCAUUAUUGUAAAAAUUUUGUAUUAUUUAUACCAACAGCUUCUUUAUGUAAACAUGUGUUUUCAAUUUUUAAUAAUUACAUAUAUAUAUAUAUCGCGCCUAUCAAACGAAUUUGGAAUUAAUAUAGAAAUUCGCUCCAUCGCAUCACUUGCAAAGUGACAUGAGAAUCAAUUUACGUAUGUUGAAUGCGUUAAUUUUUAAGUUUUUUAAUAUUUGUAUAAAUAAAUAAAAAAUUAAAAU